Molecule: messenger RNA, 3832 nt
Organism: Tilletiopsis washingtonensis
Lineage: Eukaryota; Fungi; Basidiomycota; Exobasidiomycetes; Entylomatales
Product: prokaryotic type I DNA topoisomerase
Exons: 16
Coding region: 272-3601 (1109 amino acids)
Biological process (GO): DNA topological change
Cellular component (GO): nucleus
Molecular function (GO): DNA binding; DNA topoisomerase type I (single strand cut, ATP-independent) activity; zinc ion binding
Source: RefSeq, a predicted model, not a curated record
CCACCACCUCGCUGCGCCUCUCUACUGUCGUCCCUUCACGGGCAGCACCGCCAGUCUGCUCGCCGCCCGCACGCUCCGCCUUGCUGCUGCAGCGCCGCUCACUGCGCGCGCCGGAGCGGCUGCUGGACUGCUCGCGCCGGCACCUCGCGCUCGUCUGCCCAACACAAGGCGCUGCCUGCGUAUAUGCGCGCCGGUGCAGCGUCCGCGUGCUGCAGUCGCAAAGCAGCGUAGAGAGGAAGGCCAAGGCGCAGAAGCAGAGAGUCAGCGGCCGAUGAGGGUGCUGUGCGUUGCUGAGAAGCCAUCGAUCGCCAAGUCCAUCAGCCAGAUCCUCUCCGAGAACGACUUUCAGAACCGACCGGGCAAGGACAAGUACUGCCGCAAUUUCGACUUUCGCUACCGCCUGCACGGGCGAUGGGCAGACUUUACAGUGACGUCGCUGCGCGGUCAUCUGACAGAGCAUGAGUUCACCGACGCGCAUCGCAAAUGGGGCUCGUGCGAACCGGCAGCGCUCUUCGAUGCGCCGAUGCGCGUGUCGAUUCGCGAGGACGGCAAGGCGAUUGCGCAGAACUUGCGGCAGGAGGUGCGCAACGCAGACAUGCUCAUGAUCUGGACCGACUGCGAUCGCGAGGGCGAGCAUAUCGGCUCCGAGGUGGUGCACGAGUGCCGCAAGGUGAAUCGCAACGUGCAGGUGAAGCGGGCGCGCUUCAGCGCUAUCAUCGCAGCCCAGAUCCACAAUGCAGCGCAGAAUCCCGUCGAGCUCGACUGGUCCGCCGCUGCGGCGGUGGAGGCGCGCUCCGAGCUCGACCUGCGCAUCGGCGCUGCCUUUACGCGCAUGCAGACGAUGGCGCUGCAGAAUCGCUUCCACGAGCUGAGCAAGAACAUCGUCAGCUAUGGCCCUUGUCAGUUCCCGACGCUCGGCUUCGUCGUCGACCAGUACGUCAAGGUCAUCACGUUCGUGCCCGAGCCGUUCUGGUACGUGCACGUCAUGCACCGCCGCGACGGCAAGGAGGUCUCGUUCAAGUGGACCAAGAACCAUCUCUUCGACCGUGACGCUGUCCUCGCGAUCUACGAGCGCUGCCGGGCCAGUGGUGUCGCCCGCGUGACCAGGGUCACGAGCCGCCAGACGCGCAAAUUCAAGUGCACGCCUCUGACGACCGUCGAGCUGCAAAAGCACGGCUCGCGGCUGCUGCGCAUGUCGCCCAAGAUGAUCCUGGAUAUCUCGGAGAAGCUGUACAACCGCGGCCUGCUCUCCUACCCGCGUACCGAGACGGACCAGUACGACAAGGCGUUUGACUUCCGCGCGCUGAUCGAGAAGCAGACGAGCGAUGCGUCGUGGGGCGCCUUCGCCACGCGCCUCAACAACGGCGAGUUUGAGCGGCCGCGCGACGGCAACAAGAACGACAAGGCGCACCCGCCGAUCCACCCGACCUCGCACGACCACAACCUCAGCGGCGACGAGAAGCGCGUCUACGAUUACGUGACGCGCCGCUUCCUCGCCAGUUGCCACAAGGACGGUGUCGGCCGCCAGACCACGGUCGACAUCGACAUUGCGAAAGAGCAGUUCAAGGCUACUGGCCUUGUGAUCCAGCAGCGCAACUUCCUCGAGGUCUUUGUCUAUGAGCAGUGGUCUGGCACGCUGCUGCCCGAGUUCACAGAGGGCGAGACGUUCACGCCGACGGAGCUGUCGAUGAAGGAGGGCGAGACGACGGCGCCCAAGCUGCUGACCGAGGCAGACCUGGUCUCACUCAUGGACCGCAACGGCAUUGGCACCGAUGCGACGAUUGCAGAGCACAUCUCAAAGGUCAUCGAGCGCACGUACGUCAUGACGACGAUGGAAGGGCAGACCAAGUAUCUGCUACCCUCAACGCUCGGCAUGGGCCUCGUCGAGGGCUACAACUCGAUCAAUUUUGCCGACGACAAGAGCCUGUCGAAGCCGCUGCUGCGUCGCGAGAUGGAGGAACGCAUGGAGCGCAUCUGCGAGGGCGCUCAGACAAAACAGGCCACCGUGACGGAGAGCGUCGAGGAGUACCGCGCGGUCUUUGCGCUGGCGACGCAGAAUCUUGGUCGCAUCGUCCAAAGCGUCUCGAAGUACCUCCGAGGCGAGGAGGAGGGCGACGCGGGCGGUGCACAGGCCGGAGGCGCCGCUGCAGCAGGUCCAGGCGGCGGUGGCGGCGGGGGUGGCGCCCCUCGUGGCCCACCCGGUGGCGGAGGCGGCCCAAGUGCACCUCGCGGCAACCCGCCACGGCCACCGCGCCCGCCGAGCGAAGACGAGUUUGACGAGUUCGACGACGACGUCGGCUUUGCGAUGCUCGACGAGGUCGCGCUCGACGCCGCUGCGGUACAGGCGCCGAGAGCGCAGCCGGCACCGCGGGCUCGCCCUGACCGGCUUGCGCCUGCGCCGAAUCGGGACCUCGACGAUGACGACGACUUUGUCAUCCUAGACGCCCGCGGCCCGUCAGCCAGCGGCUCGAGUGUCGCUCGACGAGCGGCAUCUCCACCAGCGCCACGCCGGCAGCUGCCGCCUGUCCGUGCGCCGACUCCCGAUGCAGCACCAAGCGGAGACACGCCGCUCUGUCGCUGCGGCGACGAGGCGGUGCAGCGCACAGUCGGCAAGGAAGGCGCCAACAAGGGCCGCCAGUUCUGGUCUUGCAGCAAGCCGCGCGACGAUGGCUCGUGCGGAUUCUUCUCGUGGCUCGAAGAUGCCCAAGGUGCAGGGCAGCAGGCACUGCCGGGUCCGAGUCGGGCUCGAGGUGCUCGUACAGCUGCGGGUGGCUCAGAGAUCGAUCGCUUCCGCCAAAACUUCGCCAGCCAGCAAGACGAGGACGGUGGAGCUCCGGGUGCCUCUAUCAAAUGCGAGUGCGAGCUGGAAGCGAAGCUCCUCAAAGUCGCCAAGGACGGUCCAAACAAAGGGCGUGAGUUCUUUGGCUGUCCGAAAGAGAGCACUGGCGCGCGCUGCCGCUUCUUCAAGUGGGAAGAUGAGGUGGAGCCUGCUGCCAGACGACCGACGGUGGGCCGACAAGGCUCGGAUCGCUUCGACAAUGGCCGCGGCUCCGAUCGCUUCGACAAUGGCCGCUCGAACGGCCGGGCUGCACCGCGUGGUCGCGCUGGAGGCGGGGGAAGCGGAGGUGGAGGAGGCGCAUGCUUCAAGUGCGGCGAAGAAGGCCACUGGUCCUCCUCCUGUCCGAACGACGACAGCGCAGGUCCCUCCGACGGAGCGCGGCGCUUCAACCGUUCCGAUGCGCGGCCCGAUAUCGACGUGGACGAUGCAGACGCCGGCGAUGACGAUGGCGGCGGAGGAGGCGGGCAGUGCUUCAUCUGCAACGACUCGGGCCAUUGGUCCCGCGACUGUCCCUCCAAGAACAGCGGCGCCUCGACAUCCAACGCCACGAGGGGAGGUCGCAGCAGCCGAGGUGGCAAGUCUUCGACGGCAGGCAAGAAUGGCGCCUGCUUCAAGUGCGGCCUGCCCGGACACUGGAGCAGCGAUUGUCCGGGCGAAGACGGCGGAGACGCUCCGCCGCCGCCUGCCAGAGGUCGCGGUGCCAAGCGCCGCGGCGGCGCAACAAGCAGCUCGAGGCCGCGAGCCAAACGCGGACGAAGCUGAUCGACGGCUGCAGCGGCGCCCUCCGCACAUAUCGCGCUGCCUGCCUCACCCAUACGUGCUGACAUUCUCACAUCCGCUCACUCGCUGCCUGCCCGCUCACAUUCAUCUGUACUGUCCGUCUUGCAACGCACACCUGUCACCAUCGCGAGGAAGCAUGACCUUGUACUCACCGUCGUGUGGAGGAGGUGCGGAGCAUGGUCACGUGAUGUACUUGCUCUCGAUUCUGCCGAG